Molecule: messenger RNA, 5589 nt
Organism: Dunckerocampus dactyliophorus (ringed pipefish)
Lineage: Eukaryota; Metazoa; Chordata; Actinopteri; Syngnathiformes; Syngnathidae
Gene: fignl2
Product: fidgetin like 2
Exons: 3
Coding region: 263-2332 (689 amino acids)
Molecular function (GO): microtubule severing ATPase activity; ATP binding; ATP hydrolysis activity
Source: RefSeq, a predicted model, not a curated record
GGCAGAAUGAGUGUGGAGUUGUGUCCCAUAUGUGGGGGAAAAGCAAAGCAGCACAUACUGCAAGCACUGGUCUGGUCUGGUGUGCUCUGCUCUGGGGAUUAACAUAGUGCUUUCACAUCUGAUGGAGGACAUGCAGGCAUGAAUAGGGCUUUUGUGUUGUCCGUGCAAGAGCAUGCCAGUGAUGGACUACAGCCCAACGGACAUUAACCGUCGCUGGCAUUCACAAAACAGCAUUCCUCUUUACUAAGACCAGCUCCACAGAAUGCUGAGUCCUAUUGUCCCCUAUAGCUUAUUAAAGAUGCACUGGAACCCAGAGCAUGCCCAGCCCCUCAGCCAGUGGCCUGAGCAGCACCUGGACGUCUCCUCCACAACCUCCUCUCCGGCACACAAGUCGGAAUUCUACUCCGGCCGCAGCCGCAACUCCUACAACUACUCUUGGGCCAAUGAUGACAUCUCUGCCCUCACAGCUUCCAAUCUGCUGAAGCGCUAUGCAGAAAAGUACUCUGGUGGGCUGGACUCACCGUAUGACCGGCCACCUGCUGUGGGCUCCUACCCAGAGCCAGGGGCCUUUGCGGGCCUCAACGGGCAGAAAACUGACCUAGAGCCCUGGCCGCUGACACACAGCGCUGAUGCCUCUUAUUCCCUCGUCCCCCCUGGAGUCCAUGAUACCCUCUCUGCUUCCAAGGCUGUAUCCACGACUGCAGGCCCUCCUGCGAUUAGCAGCGUGUCGGUGGUAAACAGCAACCUCUCAGACUCUGGCUACAGCGGCAGCAGCUCGUGCAGUGGAUCUGGCGAAUAUCCCUCCGGCUACAACGGCACCUAUCUCACCUCAGGAUACUGUCCACAACCCAGUGCAGCACUUCCUCCUGCUUCCCUCCACGCUAUUCAAUCCACCCCCACACUUGUACCCAGCUAUAGCCCUACUGCACCUGUCUAUAGCUACCCCCCCAGCACGUACCCGCCACAGUCCAGCCUUGCCCCCAAUUAUAGCCAUCCUUCUGCAACAUACUUGCCCUCAGGUCUGCCUGCACCAACUCCCAUUCCCCCCAGGCAAGCAGUGGUGGGAGGAAGCUAUAGUUACCAGAGCAACAACAUUGGCACAACUGAGUCUGGGGGGACAUUAAAAAGAAAAGCUUUUGAGAUGAGUGUAGAAGAGGAUGAGGGCGGUGAUAGUGCACGUUACAGGAAAUAUAACUAUGAACCAUUGAAGGUGAGAGAGAACUCCCCAUAUAGUGUGAAUGACAAAACAGAGUGCAGAGGAAACAGCUUCAGCAGUUCAGCAAGCAGCACAGAUCCAAAAAAUUUUAAGCCCAGUAAUCCCUCCUCUCAACCCCUGGUUUCUCCUCCGUAUGGGCCAGCCGGAGAGUACAGCCCUCCAGCUGGCAUGACAGGAGACAGUGCAGUGACGGAGCAAGCCUUCACUCAACAGCAGCACCGCUCUCAGGCCCACAAACGUUCUUCAUUGUGUGGUCCAACUGUUGAGACUCUGAAGAGUCCAGAGCCCAGUAUGUUGGACCUUAUUAAUGGGGAGAUUUUGGACUGCAGCCCAGCCCUCAGCUGGGGUGAGUUGGCCGGGCUCACCCACGUCAAAGCUGCCCUGGAAGAGGACCUACUGUGGCCUGUGUUGAGGCCGAGCCCAGUGAUGCACCCACCAAGAACCAUUCUGCUGUUUGGCCCCCGGGGAGGGGGUAAGACCACAUUGACCCGUUCUUUGGCUUCACAAAUCGGAGCCUCCCUCUACAAGCUGAGCGGAGCCAUGCUGGCCUCUAAAGGGAAGGUAGAAGCGGAACACAUUCUGGGGUCUGUGUUUCAGGUGGCGGGGUCACGGCAGCCAUCAGUGGUGCUCGUCAGCCAACUGGAAGCCAUGGAGGACGAAGAGGGGCUGAGACAGACACUGCACACCUUCUUAGAGAAAGCCCAAGUGGCCACUGGUUUGGUGAUUGUCGUUUGUUCCACCGGCAGGCCCGAUCUGCUGCAAGAUGCAGUCCAUCGCAGCUUUGCCAAGCGCUACCACGUUGGCCUGCCAGAUGCAGGCAUGCGCAGGCAGGUGCUGCUGCAGGCACUCUCGCCUCAGGGUUACAGUCUGACCGAGAGGGAGCUGAGCGCUGUGCUGCAGCGCACUGAAGGCUACUCCGUGUGGGAGCUACUGCAGCUCAGCCAACAGGCGCUCUCCUCGGCAUCAGCCCCCACUGGUGCCAUGCACGGCAUCCCUGCCACCUCCAAACCCCCAGCCUUCACAGACUUUGAGAAUGCCUUCUGCAAAAUGCGCCCACACAGCACCACAAAAGAACUAGACACUUGUAUAGAGUGGAGCAAGAUGUAUAGCCACUGACAAAGCAGCCAAGCACGCACUGUACUCGGACUGCUCAUGUCACCCGGUCUUCGCUUUGAUACAGCAAGCCUUUGUUUUCUUAUUACAAAUCACGCAACCAAGACAUGAGAGCUGACAUAUUCACUUUACCGACAUAAGCAUGCCAAGUGUGCUGUUUUUGUUUGGCUACGAAUAUCCACAAUGUUUUGUUUUUCCCAAAGAAAAUAAAUGUGAACUAACCGUGAUGAGUGACGUAGUGAAUACAUGGUUUGGCUAAUGGGAGAAUCAGAUAGCUAUUUGGACCCUCUCUUGUUUAGCCUUGGUCCAGGACAAAAUCAAUUGUCAGUUGCUAGGUGACGUGGUCCAAAAUAAUGGAUAAUCAGGGUUUGGAAAAUCCCGCAUUUUUCUGCUACUCUCAGGAUCCUAUUUAUUGCCAGUCCACUUCCAUGCACACUACUGCUAACGUUCCAUCUUUACUUUGGGAUCAGCAACAUUUCGGCAAACCAGUUUUCUUUGACCAAAAACAUGACAAACCAAAUCAGCUGUUGUGCUGUUCUAUUGUUCUAAUCAGACUGGAGCUCCAAGUCACAAUGCUACAGUAGCUGCUCGCCAAAUACUAAACAGUUACUCCAUGCUACUCUGAAGGUUCAUUUCAUUUACAUGUAUUCAAUCUUUUCAUGCCUGUCGACGUUUGAUCGUAACAAGUACUUCAUGUGUCUCGUCAUUGAUGCACCCCUUUAACACUCACACUUCAAACUGUUACAAUAUUUGCUUUAUUCCACUUGGACUGGUGUCCUUGACCUCCACAUACUGUACAAUAAACGGCGCUCACUUUCCUCAGUGACUGCAGAAAACCUUACAGUGAGCCCAUCUGCACACCAAACACGUCUUUGUCUAUUUCACACACUGCUUUUUCUUUUUGUAGUAUGUUAGUCUCAUUUGAAAUGCUCAGGAAGAAUUUCUUUACCUCAGAAUUAAGAAAUAAAGAAUGUAUGUAAUCUUAGGGUCUUAGUGGAUGAUGGCGCAGAGCGAGGUAAAGAAAGCGAGGAGAAACCUGACAGUCUGGUGAUAUAUAUAUGCUCUGCAGCUGGGCUUUUACCUCGGGAGAGAAACUUGAAUAAUGGUACAAGAGUAACAUUGAAUGUAAUUCAGGUAUUUCAAAGAAUAUUUGAUGCCAUAAAUCCAUGUAUUAUUAUAUAUGAAUAUAUAAAUGUUUUUUAUGUUCUUUUGCGUUUAUUUUUAUUGUAGUUUCUGGUGGAAUGAUGAUUGUCUUCAAGAAAUGCUAUAUAGAAUACGGAACAUCCUUUUUGCUGGACAAGCUCCUAGUUUUGCGUGAUGAAGGGUUUACAUAUCCUUGGGUGUGUAGUGUUUGAUGCUGUUAACAGUAUAAAUGUAACACAAAUUCAUAUGCUUCAGUUGAAAGUCAAAACGCAAGCAUGAUUAUCGAGAACGUUCAGGGUAACAAUUUCUAGUGUGCAUGUUUUCGAAAAAUUCUAUAUGUAGAUAAGGCAAAUUCUAGUUCUGUUGCAACAAGCUGAAAAAAAAUUGACUUCAAGUACAUACAAUAUACUGUAUGGACAGAAGUACAAAAGGACAUGCCACACAAUCCAAUACAUAAUGAAUUGAAUUCUCCAUCCAUUCAAAGCAUUUUGACAAUUGUAUCCUUCCACCUUAAUGGGAACAGUCUGAGUAAGGCCCUUUUCUGUCUCCCAGUGCACAAAGCAAGGUCUAUAAAGUUAAUAAAUAAAUGUAUGGAUUUAGUGUGGAAGAACUUGCAUAGCGGGUGCAUGGUGGCUUAGUAGUUAGCAUGUUGACCUCACAGUCAGGACAUUGAGCUUUUGAAUUUCAGUUGGAGCAUCUCUUUGUGGAGCUUUCAUGUUGUCCCCAUGCAUUUGUGGGUUUUCUCUGAGUACUCUGGCUUCCUCCCACAUCCCCAAAACAAGCAUGUUAGGUUAAUUGUAGACUCUAAAUUGUCUGUAGUUGUAAGUGUCAAUGGCUGGCUGGCUAUAUGUGGCAAGUAGUCCAGGGUGUACACGGCCUUUCGCCUGUAGCCAGUUUGGAUAGGUUGCAGCUCACGCGUGACCCUAAUGAGGACAAGCGGUAUACAAAAUUAAUGAAUGAAAUUGCACAGGCCAAUCAAACACCUUUGGCAUGAACUAGAUUAGAAGAAAGAUUGUUAGCCACUGUCUCACAAACAAAUGUCACACACACACAAAAUCUUGAAGCUUCACUUUCACUUCCUGAUGUCUGAAUACUAGUAUCCAUGUAGCAUAUUAGACCACCAUGGUCCUGAUGAUGUAAUAUUCCUCCCCGUCUCUUCCCAAUCUCAUCAGAUUGGAUCGCCUCCAGCCACACGGACCAGUGGCCAUGUGGUGUCGUGUCUCCCCCACUCCCCUCCUUUCCUGAUAGUGAUUCCUCUGAAUUGGAAGUGGUCUGAUUGAUGUCCGGCACAGUACAGCCUUUUCUAUCCAGCUGGUGGCUUCAGUCAUGCCAUAGCAUAUGAUCAAUCAGUAGCACCCUGCACCCCCCCCCCCCCACCACCACCACCACCACCACCACACACACGCACGCACACACACACACACACCCCAAAGCCCCCCGUGCAUCCUGACAGACUGAAAGCUCAUUACUAACCAGCUCAGCCUGCAUUCAUUAAGUAUUCAUCAUGACUUGUAACUCGUAACAAGACUAGUUUGUCCAGCAAAAAAAUGUUUUUAAUUUUUUUACACUUUGUUUUGCUCUGUAACAUUGUUCUUGGUUAUUGUACAAUUUCUGUAACAAUUUCUACCUCAUUUUUUUUGCGGCAUAUUGUACAUGAAAGUAUUUAUUUCAUGUCUUUUGUUGAUGUCUGUUUUGGAAAUGUUCUUGAACUGUAAUGGUCUACCUCAGAAAAGACUGUAUUUUAAGAGAAGAGUAUCACACAAUAUUAAACAGAAUUUGUCAAUAUUGCAUUGUGCUAAUUGUUUUGUUUAUUUCUAUGUUUUGUGCUCUACCUCGUGUAGUCUGCCAUGACCUCCAGUGCGAAGGUCAACACGGCAUUUUUUAGUACAGUAACUGCUUAAUCGUUUAAACACACAAGACUGAAUCAUGAUGUUUUUCAUUUUCUCAACCAUCAGCCGAGCGGUACAGUCAAGCAGGUCCAUAACAAACACAGGAAAGGUCUACAAGUGCAAACACAAAGCUCUGUGGGUAUUAAGGACAUAACAAAGACUAGUGCCCCCAUACAUCUAUGUCUUUUUAUGUGUCUUGCACGGUCCACAAGAGUAACAAAAGUGGUG